AGACUAGCUGCUCCCCGCCCGUAGCUCUCGUGAUGGCUUCCAUCAAUAUCUGCCUCUUCCAACCACAGCGACGAUAGCCGCCUUAACUACGCCCGCAAUUCAAUACACCACCCACAGCUCGUCUUGACGUACCCCUUGAGCUCCUUAGAGGUCUCUCACACCAUGCAUCCCUACCCUCGCCCUUGGCCGAGAACUGCCUCCCCGGCCAACAAUCUUCAAACAAAUCCUUCCCGAACCAACAACCAGCGGGAUCCCGCUUCAGAGCGAUCCUCACCCUACUCAGACACUGCACCUUACAGUGACAGAAGUAUUGACGACGGCGACGGCGAGAUGGUGGGUCGCACCGAGCAGAUGUCGGAAACGGAGCAGAAGACCUAUCAGAAGGUCAACCAGGUGAUACAGAAUUUCUUCACCAAAGCCGCACUCACUAUCAUCUCCUCUCGUGUGAUACUGCCACAAAGCUAUAACAAACAAGGCGAACUAAAACAGAACAAAUGGUUCAAUGUCGUUCUCGAUGACACGGAUGUCCUCCUGCAAGACCUGAGGGAAUGGAAAGCCAUGGAUGCGGUCCAGGGGCAGCACCCAUCUCUCUGUAUCGAGAUAUAUCUAGACAUCAAAGGUCUGGGACAUAAACAGUCGCUGGUCGUGCACGACGACCAGGGUAAACGGUGGGACGUCGCCGAAGCUCUGAAUGUGCCCGUCGAGUCUACUUCUCGGCCGCCCAGUCGCAUCGGCAAGUCGACGCAGCUUGUGCUUGAGCGAUGGAAAAUUCACGUGGGAGAUAAAAACGCAGUGCAUCCUUCAGAACUGCAAGAUCCGCUGCCGAAUGUGUACAAGAAAGCGGUAGUGCUGUUCCGAUCGCUUUAUGCCUACCUGCGGUUUCUACCAGCUUUUAAGUACUACAAAAGCAUCGCGAAACAGCCUGCAAGCAAGCCAUCAUUGAAGCUCCAUUAUCGCAUUUUCAACGGCGAUUUCAAAAGCCCCCGGCCCGACACGUUGGGCAUCCCACUGUACCCAACUUCAGAGGUUGUUACCGAGAGCCAAGUGUUCACGCCGUCGAAUUCACCCAUCGGCCCAUUGUGCAUCUCAGUACAAUAUCGUACCAACUGUGAGUUCAGCGUGGAUGACUCGGAAUCGUUGUUGAGCUCGCAUUUUAUGGGGAUAGAUGAUACGUAUCUUGAACAGACGAAUCGGGAUGUCAGUCAGGUACCAGGCUCGCUACCAGUGAACAAAUUGAACCCGCAUGGCACUCCAGAUUUAGGCCAAGCAUAUGGAAGCAUGUCGACCUUCCAUCAGGUUGGUCCAGCCACGGGAACAAGCCCAAUGUCGGCGCUGCGAGCUGCACGAGACAUGCCCUCGUCGUCGCCAGCCGAAUCGCCUCCUCAGAAGCUUCCGCCGAACCAUCGCAUCGCACAGGGCUCCAAGUCAUCUCUCCGGUCCGCAGACGCGCCGUCCUAUCAGAGGCGGACAUCUGUUUCAUUCCAGCCAUUCAAAGCGGGCUCACUGUCGUCGUCACCUGCCCCGGGUCCAGUCGUUCCUCCCUCACCCGGCAGCUCGGUAGGAAGGCCCGGGAGCUCAUUGGGACGCGCGCCUGCCUCUGUCCCGAAUGCCCUUACCCAGCCGCGAAACCGCACCUCGUUGACGGCGCUCCCCCAGGCCGCGCUGCGAGCCCCUUCCCUUCCGAAUGAGACGGCUAUCGCCUCGUCCGCCUCCAGCUCGCCGAAGCCUGCCCCUAUCACCCGCUACAACAGCAGCUUCGGGCCCCGGCGAAAUCGCUUUUCUUCCGGAGGCGGCAGUAAGACGGAAGACGACAACCUCAGCAGCGGGAAGGCCAGCGGAGCUUCGUCGCAGCAGCCCGGUUCUGACGUCAUCAACGAGGGAGAGGGUGCGAGCUCCGGAUCCAUCAAGACAGAUGACGAAAAUAUAUCAGACUUUCUGAAGCUCCUCGAGCAGAAAAAAGAUCUGAAGAGCUUCAACCGCAGCGACAAUGCAUCUCGUGACGCCACAAUGCGCCGGACAACCGCCCAGCUUUCCAAGUAUCAGAGGAUGAAGGACUCGCAUGCAGCCCUCUCGGAUUCAGUUUCGUCUUCAAUGCUCCUCCAUCGGUCAUCUUCAUCGUCCAGCCGCCAGUUAUCUAGCGUUCCUCAGAUGGUUGCUGGCACUUCUGUCUCUACAUCGUCAUCCCCUGGAAAACCUAUCUCUCCCCACACUCCUCACACCCCUGCCAUCCCGUCUCGACUCAGUGCGAACAGCAUCAUUGAAUAUGAGCCACGGCGAAGUAGAAGCCGCCCCAGUCAGCCAUCACGUGAGCAAGCAAUGGCAGGCGUACGAGAACCAAGCGAACGCGAAGAGCAAGGUACGAAUGCUAUCGACAUCCCUACAUCACCACGACCAUGGAACUAUAUUCGCAGGUCAAGUUCUGUAGCUCAGCAGAAUCGUACCAUGGAAGAUGAACCGGAUAUCUUCGGGCUCCGCUCUGCCAGCCUCCCAACAGAGGAGGUCGACCGAGAGAGGGACCUCCAACGAAUUACUACAGCAGACCUAACAUCCAGCGGAUUAUUCGCCCAGACGGAGCUCCUUGCCAGUACCGGCCGGGGUGACCAGCCAAACGACACUCUCGGCCCAGAUUCACGGGGGGACAUGCCUCGCCCUCUAUCUACGUCGGAUAUUCCUGCAAGACGAGGUCAACAUACGGGGAGCAAUAGAGGUCGUGGGGGACUUUUGUCUCAUCACGGUUCUUCUUCCAGUCUCACGACUGGCGGCACGAGCUCCACCGAGCGACAAAGCCGAUACAACUUCUCAAGCCGGCCUACGCUCCAAGAUGACGACGAGCCCUUAUUAUUCCAAAUGAGCGAGAUUGGAGUAGGCUCUAGAAGGAGUCUAGAGGAGGGAAGGGGAGGCUCCAGCACCGGGAGCGGAGGAAAGAGAGGAUCAUCAUGGCUCCGAUAACGUCUAUCAGAGAGCUUCCUUUUCCUGGUGUCGUCAUUUCUAAAUGUUAUUAUCAUUUGCAACUUGGCGUUCAACGGCCCCCAUUUUGGCAUGAGCGGCGGCAUUCUCUUCCGUGCUUCUUAGUGUUUAUUUCUGUUUGUUUUACCUUUUUCUUUCUCCCCACUCUAUAUACUCAUACAUUGGUGUUAGUCGAGUAAACAUAUAAGCCAUCUAGCGAGCGAGCGAGCGGUCGAUCGAGCAUA
Lindgomyces ingoldianus is the source of this 3191-nucleotide messenger RNA. RefSeq lists its product as uncharacterized. Lineage: Eukaryota; Fungi; Ascomycota; Dothideomycetes; Pleosporales; Lindgomycetaceae. The transcript has 3 exons. Bases 163 to 2949 code for a protein of 928 amino acids. Gene Ontology annotation, biological process: piecemeal microautophagy of the nucleus; autophagosome assembly; mitophagy. The record is from RefSeq and is a predicted model, not a curated record. Gene Ontology annotation, cellular component: extrinsic component of membrane; cytosol; phagophore assembly site.